CGGCCACAACCAAUAAUUCCGCACAAACGCUGAACUAAUGGAGGCGACGGCACUGAGUGUUGGAAAGUCCGUGCUGAGUGGAGCACUUAGAUAUGCCACAUCUGCCCUGGCGGAGGAGGUGGCCCUGCAGCUCGGAGUCCGGCGUGACCAGGUCUUCAUCACCAACGAGCUCGAGAUGAUGCAGGCUUUCCUCAUGUCUGCUCAUGACGAUGGAGAUGACAACAGGGUGGUCAAGGUCUGGGUGAAGCAAGUCCGUGACGUGGCCUAUGACGUCGAGGACACCCUCCAGGAGUUCGCCGUGCGCCUCGAGAAGCAGUCUUGGUGGCGUAUCCGUCGAAACCUACUCGACCGGCGUCGUGUGGCAAUGCAGAUGAAGGAGCUCAGAGCCAAUGUUGAGGAUGUCAGCCAGAGAAACAUGCGCUACAAUCUCAUCAAGGGCUCUGGAUCCAAGGCCACCAUGGCUGAGCAGUCUAGCAUUACUUCUGCAGCACUGGUUGGCAUUAAUGAAGCAAGGUGCAUGUCAAGGCAAGAGAAAUCCAAACUGGAUCUUUUUCAGCUGAUCAACCAGAAGGAGAAUGACCUGAGGGUGAUCUAA
Triticum dicoccoides is the source of this 595-nucleotide messenger RNA. RefSeq names its product disease resistance protein Pik-2-like. NCBI's taxonomy places the organism in Eukaryota, Viridiplantae, Streptophyta, Magnoliopsida, Poales, Poaceae. The transcript has a single exon. The record is from RefSeq and is a predicted model, not a curated record. Bases 38 to 595 code for a protein of 185 amino acids.